Molecule: messenger RNA, 963 nt
Organism: Lathyrus oleraceus (garden pea)
Lineage: Eukaryota; Viridiplantae; Streptophyta; Magnoliopsida; Fabales; Fabaceae
Exons: 3
Coding region: 1-963 (320 amino acids)
Source: RefSeq, a predicted model, not a curated record
AUGUCAGAUGGUUGGACGGAUAGAAAAGGUAGAACCUUGAUUAACUUUUUGGUCAAUUGUCCGACGGGAACCACGUUUGUGAAAAAUGUCGAUGCUUCUGACUAUGGCAAGACGAGAGAUAAGCUAGUUGAGUUAUUGGACACUUUUAUUGAGGAAAUGGGUGAACAAAAUAUUGUUCAAUUGAUUACCGACAAUGGAAGUAAUUAUGUAGUGGCGAGUAAAAUAUUAACUUCCAAAAGGCCAAACAUGUUUUGGACUCCAUGUGAAGCCCAUUGUAUAGACCUUAUGUUAGAAGACAUAGGAAAAAUUCCAAAGGUUGAUAAGGUUAUAAAAAAUGGAGUUAAGGUUAUGGGUUACAUUUAUAACCACACAUUUGCUUUGAAUCUAAUGAGAAAGAUUACUGGCAAUGUUGAAUUGGUUAAAAAUGGAGUGACAAGAUUUGUUACAUCUUUCCUUAUUCUACAAAGGUUGCAAGAACUAGAAAGUAAGCUUAGAGAGAUGUUCACUUGUGAUGAAUGGGUGAGUUUCAAGUGUGCCAAGGAUGCUAAAGGAAAAAGGGCAACUAGUAUUAUACUUAUGGUAUCAUUUUUUAGUGAUGUUGUGUACACUCUUAAGAUCAUGGCGCCUCUUGUAGAUGUGUUAAAAAUGGUUGAUAACGAAAGAAAACCCGGAAUGGGUUACAUAUAUGUCGCAAUGGGGGUAGUGAAAGAAUCAAUUGAAAAAGCUUUUAAUUCAAAUUCAAAAAUUGAGAAUGAUCCUAAAUUGGUGAGAGGCCUCCGUAAAUGCAUUGAGACACUUAGUGAAAGCGAUGAAGUGGAAGACAAGAUUUCAGUACAAUUGGCACAAUACAAGGUUGCUACAAGUCUCUUUGGUAUAAGAGCGGCAAUUAAACAAAGGUUGACAUUAGCUCCAGUGUUGAGUUUAGGUUGCAAUGCUUCAAAUUACCGAAACAAGUGGGAUUAA